GUCAAAGCUCUUUAAAAUGGACUGAAACCGAAAGAACGUUCGUUGUAUUUCAUGCAGCAUUUGAGAGCAUUAAGGUUCGCGUUCUCUGUUAUAAGUUUCUAGCAUUGCUUUUAUAUAUUCUUGACCGUAUUUGUAUCGUAUUAAAUGUGUUCUAUAUAAGUUCUUUGGUGUGACUCCGUUUUUUUUCGAUUCAUCAGUUAGAGAGACUCAAAUUCAAAUAUGUCGCAACUUAACAAAGAAAACACAAAGGUAGUUCAACAUUCCGCAAUCAAUAAGCCCAUUUGCGGUGCUAGAGCACUAGCUGCCGGAGCCACAAGUGGUCGGUUUUUGAAGCAGUACAAUAAUGCCGUAGAGUCUCGAAAUGUAUUCAAAGAACCUGCUCUACCAACUGCUGCCAGCAAAAUAACUGCCAAACCAGAAUCCAUUCCAUCCGUUUUAAAUAAGGCAAAGUUUUUCAGAGAAGAGUCAUUAGAAGAUGAACCACCCUCGGUGAAGCAACCGGAAAAAAUAAAUCCGAAAGAAGAAGCGCAGUUUAAGUUGCCCACGGCUAUAAGCAAAUUAAAACUAGAUAAUCAGAAAUCCGCAGGACACAUCCCUCAAUCAUCAUCAUCAGCUAUACAACAGCAGCUGUCCGGGCAAGGGACCAUAAUUUCGUCUAACCAAGGCAAGGAGAAGAAAAUAUGGACAUUAUCGAAUUUCGACAUUGGACGUCCACUUGGACGUGGAAAAUUUGGCAAUGUUUACUUAGCUCGUGAGAAGGAAACCAAAUUCGUGAUAGCACUGAAAGUUCUUUUCAAAAAACAAGUUCACGCUCAAGGUAUUGAACACCAGGUUCGACGUGAAAUCGAAAUUCAAUCUCAUCUGCGUCAUCCAAAUAUCCUGCGAAUGUACGGUUACUUUCAUGAUGAGACCAGGAUCUAUCUCAUUCUGGAAUAUGCCCCUGGUGGUACCCUAUUCAGUAAAAUGCAAAACCAGCCGGGCAACAAGUUCCCAGAGAAGCAAUGUGCAGAGUUCAUCAGUAUGCUCGUAUCUGCAUUGAUCUAUCUGCAUGAGCGCAAUGUGAUUCAUCGUGAUAUUAAGCCAGAGAAUUUGCUACUGGGUCAUAAAGGAGAAUUAAAGAUUGCUGAUUUUGGGUGGUCUGUUCACGAACCCACCUCUACGCGAACUACGCUUUGCGGUACGUUAGACUACCUUUCGCCAGAGAUGGUUCAAGGCCAUCCGCACACAAAAACUGUUGAUUUAUGGAGUCUUGGAGUGCUGGCAUACGAGCUGCUGGUAGGUCGGGCACCUUUCCACGCCGUCAACUACGACGAAACUUAUAACAAAAUAAUGAAAGUACGAUAUGAAAUACCGCCUGAAAUGUCCCGACCAGCGUCGCACCUUAUCUCGCGUCUUCUUCUGAAAGAACCGGAGCAACGAAUGCCGCUGGAACAUGUAGCUAUACAUCCUUGGAUAAAGCUAUACGUUGGCACCAAGCAAUGAUACUCUUUCAAGAGGACUAGCGCUUAAAAAAAUUUGAAUAAUUAUAGGGUCAAUAUUUUUUUUUCUACUAGAAAUGAUUUGUUUACAGCUGUUUAGCAAUCUAGUGAUAGCUGUGAUUAUCUUUUUCAAUAAGUGCGGUUUAAUAUAGUAGAUAAUAAAACAAAAUGACUAACACGAAUGUUAUAUUAUUUUUGGCGUAGAACAACGCCUUUCUUUCAGGGUGCGAAUCAGGUUAGGUAUUUAACAUUUUUAUGUAACAGCUUUUUCUUAUACCCUCUGUUUAUUUCACUAGGCUCAUUUAGUAAUUCAACUGUAACAGCCGAAUUUAUUGGUUUACAUUUUUAUCUCACGAUAAUUUGUUGUAUAUUACACAGUAGCCAUUUAGGCAUUAAAGUAUUCCUAUAUUAUCGAUACACAUGACGCCUUUUUCGACGUAAGAAUAUUCCUAUUGUUCGAAUGUACACAGCGGAACUGUUGAUAUGAUGCUUCCAUUGUUGUGUUAUUAAUAGUACCAAUUACCGCUGCAGCAGACCGUAAUGUGAGCGGUAAGGGACGGGGAUUACCUUCACAUGAUGAUUGUAGCUAGUAGCUAGAAUAACACACAAAGAUGGCCCUGAGCUAUGUGCUCAUGAUGACCCCCUAUGAAAAAGCUUUAAAAUUAAU
Molecule: messenger RNA, 2145 nt
Organism: Toxorhynchites rutilus septentrionalis
Lineage: Eukaryota; Metazoa; Arthropoda; Insecta; Diptera; Culicidae
Gene: aurA
Product: aurora kinase C
Exons: 2
Coding region: 220-1482 (420 amino acids)
Biological process (GO): protein phosphorylation; mitotic spindle organization; regulation of cytokinesis
Cellular component (GO): spindle pole centrosome; spindle midzone; chromosome passenger complex
Molecular function (GO): ATP binding; protein kinase activity
Source: RefSeq, a predicted model, not a curated record